CUUCUAUUUCCUACUUUAAAAUUAGCUCUACGCUCUUAUUAUUGUUAUUACCAUUAUUACUUUUUUCUUUUGACCAAAAAAAAAAAAAAAAGAUAGAUUAAAUGGCAGGAGAAAAUUAUAUUGGUUCAAAGAUUUCACUCAUCAGUUUGAGCGACAUUCGUUAUGUUGGUAUUCUUCAUAGCAUUAAUGCUAAUGACUCUACUGUAGGAUUAAAGCAAGUUCGUUCUUAUGGUACUGAGGGACGUCGUGAGAGACCCGAGGAAGAGAUUUUGCCCUCGGAUAAUGUAUUUGACUAUGUUGUUUUUCGUGGAUCAGACAUUAAGGAUCUUCAAGUCUUUGAAGCCCCUCCUAAACCUACCCCUCCUCAACCUGUUAUGCCCCAAGACCCAGCUAUUAUGAGUAUGAGUAAUUAUCCCCCUGUAAAUCCUUAUAUGAAUAAUAACUUAUACAUGCAACCUCCUCAACAGCCGCCUCGAAUGCAACCAGCUCCUUUAAAUAACACGAAUCAAACGCCAAAUUACUGGCAGCCUACUUUCCCUACUGAGCCUAAUGCUGUCCUUAAGCAAACACAACAAGUUGAAAAGGAUCCUUUAGAUGAACUCAAGGCAGAACUUGAAGAAACAGAUGCCUUACAACCUACCAUCAAUGAAGCUGCUAUUGAACAAUUAGCAAAGAAAGUAAGCGAAUUAAAUCCUAGUGAGGAUAAAGUAGUCAAGACAUUGGAUGAGCAACCUCAACAAAAACAACAAGAACAGCCACAACAACAAAAUCGUCGACGUUAUGAAAAUUAUCGUAAUAAUAACCGCAAUUAUGGCCGAUAUAAUGGAACGUACAAUAAUAAUAAAAAUAGAAAUGAUUUCACUAUUCCUAACUCAGAGUUUGAUUUUGAAGCAAGUAAUGCAAAGUUUGAUAAGAAUGAAAUUGUUAAAAAGGAUAAUGAAGAUGAUGAAGAAGCCGAAAUUGAAAUUCCUCCAUCUGAUGAAUUUUAUGACAAGAGCUCAAGCUUCUUUGAUAACAUCUCUUGCGAGUCAAAGGAACGUAGUGAGCAGCAACAGAAUCCAAAGUAAGUUAUGAUAACAGACUUAAAACAAGGAUAAACUAAUUAAUAUUAUACAGUGAAACACGUCGUAAUCGCUUCCAAGAAGAACGUAAAUUAAAUUUGGAAACAUUUGGACAAGCUUCUGUUGAUCAAACAAGAUACCGCAAUUAUAGAGGACGUGGUGGAAACUAUCGUGGAAAUCGUAAUAAUGGUUAUUACCGUAAUAAUAAUAAUAAUCGUAAUAAUUAUAAUAGACAACAAACUAAGCCUCAACAGCAACAAGAUAAAUAGAAUAUCAUUUUUAUUAUUUAUCUCUUACACAGUAAUUCUUUCUCCUUUUGACAUGUAAAACUAAACUAAACUAAACAAAAAAAAAA
This is a messenger RNA of Cokeromyces recurvatus, 1416 nucleotides long. Its product is annotated as Scd6-like Sm domain-containing protein. The transcript has 6 exons. Gene Ontology annotation, biological process: P-body assembly; cytoplasmic stress granule assembly. The record is from RefSeq and is a predicted model, not a curated record. Gene Ontology annotation, cellular component: P-body. Lineage: Eukaryota; Fungi; Mucoromycota; Mucoromycetes; Mucorales; Mucoraceae. The coding region runs from base 102 to 1067 and encodes 321 amino acids. Gene Ontology annotation, molecular function: mRNA binding.